This is a messenger RNA of Alternaria arborescens, 1362 nucleotides long. RefSeq lists its product as hypothetical. The coding region runs from base 1 to 1362 and encodes 453 amino acids. The record is from RefSeq and is a predicted model, not a curated record. Lineage: Eukaryota; Fungi; Ascomycota; Dothideomycetes; Pleosporales; Pleosporaceae. The transcript is spliced from 3 exons.
AUGGAAACAAUUAUCGUAUGCGUUGAGUCGGUGCUCACUUAUCUUGUUGGGCCGCCGCCACAGCGCCCGGUUACCCAGUACACGACGCCGCCAAACAACGUCUACGGAGUACCGACACCAAGUGAAGCAAGCACAGCGCCGGAUGAUACAGAGACCUGGUACUGUGACUUUUGGGAGAAAGCUUACGCCGUUCCGCACAAGGACGGGAACAAUAUCAUCAUAUACGAACCGAAAGAGACAGAUAUACCCGAUCCAAGGGCCAGACCAGAAUGGGUGAGCAAACGGUUGCGAAAGGCUUAUGAGCUUCUCGGAGAAGGUCAUCCAAGGAUAGUGCGGUGUAUCAGCCUUUUAGAUAGCGAUGCCGGUAAUGGGGUGAUUGUUGAGAGACUCAAUCCAGGGCCACACUGGGGUGAUCUCCCCGUCAUGACUACACCUGUACAAGAGACGCCUUCCGGAGAGGAUAAGAUCAUGCUGGCCUUGUACUAUCGUUGGGCCUUGCAAGCACUGUCUGCCCUCAGCUUUUUCCACUCUCGCUCUGUGUAUCUGACAUUCUUCUCGUCUAGAAAUGUAUGGCUACGAUCCGACUUUUCGCUUGCUAUUACAGGUUUCAUCAGCCUCGAAGGACCCGAGCUCGAUGCCGAUGCACUGAGAGACGCUUGGAAGCAGUCGAAGCGAGAUGAGAGACAGGAGCGAGAUCAUCAGGCAUUCGUUGCUGGUAUGACACAAGAGCCAGAGCCCUCUGAUGAAGAGAGUAAUGAAGAUAGCGAAGAGAUUCCAGAGGGGUUCUCCGAAUCUUGGAGUCAAGGAGAAUGGGCGGGGGAUGGUAACGCUUUGUUCUACGAUGAUUAUUUCAACAUCAAGUAUCCUCGAGAAGGUGUAUAUCAUCGCAAAGCUUUGUUUUACUGGGCUAGCUUUGUCUGGGAGCUCAUGACUAACGGUUUCACAGCCGAAGCGCCCUGGAAAAGGGACAUAGACUGGAGUCCGUUCUACUCACCUGAAGGGCGCCCAACAGAAGAAGCGGCAGAUUGGCGCGACCAGCUCCAAGUGCUAGAAGAGGCUAGGCUUGGAAGUGUAUUGCUCAAAGCCUGGAAGGGCGAAUACGAAAGUGCGGAGCAAGCUGCCGAAGAUAUCAGAAAGAUCGCCGAGAAAGCAGGCAUUGAUGUCGUCAGCAGUACAGUGGAAGUAGGCGGCGAUUGGAUGAAGCUGUUCAAGGAUGAAGUUGAUAUUGGCGAGCCUUGGGAGAAUAUUUUCGAGCUGGAUGACGCGCAAAAGAAAUGGGGAACUCGGACGCUCAGAUUCAAACGGAAGACUACACAUGUAAACUUGCUUACGAUAGAGCAGAGUGUUUUAGCAGGGCCAUAG